UCCCCUCAUAAAGCAUUUGUUUGCCCGUGAGAAAAAGCAGAAAAAUCCAUUGAAUACAGCUUGCCACUCGACCGAAUGGUACUGUGCUUUAUGUAGCUAAACAUGCAGACACGGUGUGUUUGAUGUAGACUUUUAUUGCAGUAACGGAUUUUUGUGUAUUACUGUGUUGUUGGAAAACAAUGGCCAUCGAAAGACAAUCUAGACGAAGGUUCUGCUCAUGGAUUGCCUUAUAUUUGGCUCUAUUGUUGUUCGUCGGAAUACGGGCUUUGGCAGAAAUAAGAUACUCUAUUCCAGAGGAGGUAAACGAAGGAACUGCUGUUGGAAAUAUUGCGAAGGACCUUGGUCUUGACAUCAGCUCUUUGUUUAGCCGACGAUUCCGAGUUGUUUAUGAACAUAAGGAUGCAUUUUUUGAGGUAAACCAGAACAAUGGGGCUCUGUACGUCCAUAAGAAAAUCGACAGAGAGGAGCUCUGUCAGGGCAGUGGUGCUUGUCUAAUGGAGCUAAAAGUAAUAGUAGAAAACCCGUUGGAAAUAAACUACGUGGUUGUAGAAAUUACUGAUGUAAAUGAUCACUCUCCUAGUUUUCCCGAAAAAGAACAGACCUUUGAAAUAGCUGAGCACACACUACCAGGAAAACGGUUUCAACUGCACACUGCUCGUGACCCCGAUGCUGGAAUUAACUCUAUUCGUACAUACACUUUGACAGCAAAUGAGCAUUUUGAAGUAGAUAUCCGUCAAAGCGAUGAGGAUAAAAUACCGUUUUUAGUGCUGAAGAAAUCGUUAGACAGAGAACAAACGGGCAAACACACACUACUGGUUACAGCAGUUGAUGGAGGCAAACCUCCAAGAUCAGGGACACUAAAUGUUUCUAUUAUUGUUCUUGAUAUUAAUGACAACCGUCCGAUAUUUAGUCAGGAGAUCUAUCAAAUUGAAAUAGAAGAAAAUGUUCCAGUUGGUACUUCAAUAUUUCAAAUUAAUGCAACAGAUCCCGAUGAAGGCACCAACAGUGACAUUGAGUACAGCCUCGGAAAAACUCUAAAGAAAAAAGUCUAUGACAUUUUUGAAUUGGACAAAUUAACCGGAGCCAUUAGAGUUAAAGGAGUAGUGGACUAUGAAGAUAAUGACGUUUAUAAACUGGAUGUUGAGGCAUCAGAUAAAGGAACUCCUCCACUGACAGGUGAGUGUAGAGUUAUUAUAAAGAUAAAAGACGUUAAUGAU
Molecule: messenger RNA, 1217 nt
Organism: Etheostoma spectabile (orangethroat darter)
Lineage: Eukaryota; Metazoa; Chordata; Actinopteri; Perciformes; Percidae
Product: protocadherin alpha-3
Biological process (GO): homophilic cell-cell adhesion
Cellular component (GO): plasma membrane
Molecular function (GO): calcium ion binding
Source: RefSeq, a predicted model, not a curated record